This is a messenger RNA of Aspergillus bombycis, 648 nucleotides long. RefSeq lists its product as uncharacterized. The record is from RefSeq and is a predicted model, not a curated record. Lineage: Eukaryota; Fungi; Ascomycota; Eurotiomycetes; Eurotiales; Aspergillaceae. The transcript is spliced from 5 exons. The coding region runs from base 1 to 648 and encodes 215 amino acids.
AUGGAGCCCAUCACAGUCUACUACUCCGGUCAGGGAGGCCUUCAAUCCGUGGAAGGUCGUCCAGAUUCUCGAAGAGCUCAGCCUGCCCUACACGCUGAAGAACAUCCAGUUCGACAAGGUCAAGGAUACCGAGCUGACCAGCGUCAACCCCAACGGCGCGUGCCGGCCAUCAUCGACCCAAACACCAACCUGACGCUGUGGGAGUCGGGCGCCAUCGCCGAAUACCUUGUUGAGCAAUAUGAUACGAAUCAUCUCAUAUCCUACGACACUUUAAUCGAAAAGAACCAGGCCCGUCAGUUCUCUCACUUCCAGGCGUCCGGCCACGGACCCCCGAACGGUCAGGCCGUGUGGUUCAUGAUGUACCACCCGGAGAAGGUCGCAUCCGUCAUCGAGCGGUUCCAGAAUGAGACGGAGCGCGUCGCCCGAGUUUUGGAUGGCAUCCUGGCUCAAAAUGGGACUGGCUGGCUGGUCGGUGAUAAAUGCACCUAUGCUGACCUGUCGUUUUACCUCUGGGGUCUGGCGAAAGAUCUGGCCUGGCCGGCAAAAUGGGAUAAUGCCGAGCUGCCGCACUACACGGCUUGGAUGAAGAGCAUGGGAGAGCGGCCGGCGACGAAGAAGACGAUGGCGCUGCGGGAGGAGAAGUCCUGA